Messenger RNA from Ostrea edulis (European flat oyster), 4613 nucleotides. Its product is annotated as cadherin EGF LAG seven-pass G-type receptor 2-like. Gene Ontology annotation, cellular component: membrane. Bases 58 to 2886 code for a protein of 942 amino acids. Gene Ontology annotation, biological process: homophilic cell-cell adhesion. Gene Ontology annotation, molecular function: calcium ion binding. The record is from RefSeq and is a predicted model, not a curated record. Lineage: Eukaryota; Metazoa; Mollusca; Bivalvia; Ostreida; Ostreidae. The transcript is spliced from 18 exons.
GGAAAUGUGUAAUAUAAUUGUGGGGAAAUAGUCCACUGAAUCAAAGUACGCCACAGAAUGGAGUUUAUCAAACUGUGCGUUUUAAUCAACUUUUCUGUCUUUUCUACUGUCCAGUCUUUUGAGAAUUUAGGGGCAAGACCACAGUGCGCCUCAACUACAGUAGGAGUCAACCCAGCGAGCUACAGCUCCUCCGACUUCACAUCUAGCACAACACACACGCGAUCGCUGUGGAUGGUGGAAUCCAGUUAUUUUGCAUCCUCAUGCUGUGGCCAUAUUAGCAGCUGGUACUUUAUUCCGAAAACAACAGGAGGCAUCAAAUUCGUCGUCUUUCACAGAUUACCUGACAACACAUUCAGGAUUUCCGGCGUCAGUGAGCAUCAUAUCAAAGUGGCCGAUGUCGGAUCAGCUGUUACUCAACCGUCUAACCCGACAUUGCAGGUUCAAAACGGCGAUUUCAUUGGAUGGUAUUUUAGCGGUGACACAGUUUUGGGUUAUGGAUCGGACUCGAGCUACAUUAUGGCGAAAUAUAAGACUGGUAUUACACCCGAACUAAUAAAGAAAGGAGAAGUCAUAGACUGGUCCAGCGCCACUGGUGCCGAGUACAACAUCUUGUUUGGCGUCAGAGCAAAUAUUGUAGCAUCAACCACGCCAACACUCACCUUCCCGACGUCAGUCACGAUCACAGACUCCCUCUCUAGCGGAACGAAGGUCGUGGAUGUCACCUACUCUUAUCUAGAUCAAACGACGCUAAGUACAGAUUUGUUUAUUGAAGAGAAAUUGUAUUCCAGCAAGUACUUUGUGCUUGACUCCUCUACCCUCGAGGUUAAAGCUGACACAUCUUACAUACCAGAGGGUUCGUACACAAUGGCAUUUUACAUCAUGAAUGCAUGCAUGCUCCAGUCCACUAGAACGCUGACCAUCACCGUAACAAAUGCGCCGAUUUCCAUCACAAACCUCGGGGCCCAGUACAGAGACCUUGCAGAAAGUACAGAGAGCCAGGUGUCUCUGUACACUAUUCAGACCAGUGACCUGUCCACUAACGACCCGGUGUACUGUGAUAUCGCUAACCCCACUGUGGGUCCGUUUCAUUGUAGACAGACAUCCAGUGCCGUCAAAACUUACGACAUACUUUCCUAUGACUGGCCUCAGUUGGAAUAUGAAAGAAAAAAUACCUACAACUUACAAAUAGAAUGUUCCGAUGAUACGAACACGGCUACAGGAACCUACACAGUCAGCAUCAAACGGAACGAGCCCCCGCAGUUCCACAACGUAUUCUGGCAAGUGACGGUGGACGCAGAACAAGCGAGUAUCGGAGACGUCAUCUUCACGGUAUCAACGUCUGAUCCGGAAAAUGACGAAGUGUGGAUGACAAUGUCUUGUUCUCCCUCAAACUGCCCAUUUUUGCUGCUGAACAGUGGAGAGUUGGUGGUGAAUGCCAAUUUACUUCAUGAUUCGAAUAGUGCUUACACUCUUGCGCUGACACUAGAAGACUCCUCGGGUCACAACACAGUCACCGGCCAGUCUAUUGCUGUUACCAUAGUUAAUAUCAACAAUAAGCCUGUCUUGACUAAUGUGAAGAGUCUAACAGUGAUGGAGAAUACGGCACCAUCAACGUCUAUCUACACAUUUUCUGCAAGCGAUCCCGAUCCAUUGGACACUUUGACCUUUGCUGCCUCGUUUUCACAUGGAGAAGGAAGCAGCUUGUUCGAACUGGACAAAACAACUGGAGAACUGAGAACCACUUCUUGGUAUACAAUCGACAGAGAAAACUUGGAAGACUCCAACAAGCGAUACCGAAUGGAUAUAUCAGUGUGUGAUGGAAAGUUCUACGAUGAAGAGACGCUUUAUAUUGACAUCGUCAAUGAAAACGAGACUCCGGUGUUCUGGCAGAAAUACUACUCCAUCUCUACGACAGAAGGACUCGCAGGACAUAAUUUACCUACACCUCAGUGGAAGUAUACUGAUCCUGACGGAGAUUCGGUGACGUUUGAGUUUGACUGCGGUGCUGACACUGGUCGUUUUACGUUUGGAUCUUCAACAGGCACCAUACAGUUUAAGAAUGCUUAUGACCUGGACACUAGUGGGGUUCCUACCAAUGUUAUGUGUACAGUGUACGUUUCCGACGGAAGCUUGAGAGACUCUGCAGAAUUGUCCAUAUCCGUUGAACACAAAAACGAGGCAGCACCAAUAUUUUCUCAGUCGUCCAUUUCUGUGUACGUGGAAUGCAUUGCUGAGAUGUUGACAACUGUAGCACAGGUAUCUGCAUAUGAGUAUGACGGAUCCGAUACUGAUCACGGCACCAUAUACUUCCUUCUAGACCAGAGUAGUCUGACAAAAGAAUACUUUGGAAUCAAAGAAAACGGUGUCAUCUACACGAAAGACCUUUUGACGUCGCUGUGCAGUGGAAGUACCCUCAAUUUUCAAGUCAUUGCUUCAGACCGAGCAGGAAGAAAUUCCACUAUGCAAGUGACCGUGAAUGUUGUGUUGACAACCACAACGAGCACGACGACUACAACAGAGAAAAUGGUGUCUAUAUUUACCAACCCCGAGAACAUGUACGUAAUGCUUCCUCUGGCCACAGCAUCCGUAGCUUUUGUAUUGCUCAUGUUUGGGAUGCUAUUUUACUAUUUACCGGGCGGAAUCAAGUCAGCCGUGUCCACAAUUGGAGGCAAAAUUAGCAAUGGAUUCAGCAGCAUUGCCUCAAAGUGUAAGAAAGCGCCAGUCAGUACACCAGACGAGCCCGAGUUCAACCGUCACAAACCUGCAGCAAAACCCAAGGCUCCGAGACCUCCAGAACAGUCCUUGCCCGCCCCCACAAAUGACAGCCCACCUCCAACUUAUGAUGACGUAGUUCCGCAAUUAUUUCGAGAGACGUAUCAGUUUUGAAGAUGGAGAGAUUUGAGGGGAAAACUCGGAAUUUUCGAAAAUUUUUAUAAUCUUGUUUUGCAUUAGAUGAUCCAUCGUUGUUAUUUUGUGAUCUUUUUUAUAUCGUUAUAAUCAUGCUAUUUUUAUGUAAAUAAAAUUAUAUUGCUAUAAUUAUGAUGACAGCUACUACCAUUAGGGCAAGCGCAGCUUCAUUGAUACAUUGUACAUGCACGGAUCCAGAAUUCUCUCCCAGUGGAGUGGGUUCCAUUCCAUGCAGUAUAUUUCAGGGGACCAAACCUUUACUAGGGACUAACACUAAAUUAAUGCAUGUAUUUUACGACUGGAAGUGAAUCGGCAAAUAUGAUUCUAUUCUACCAAGCUCAUGUGAGAGGGGGUGUAGCUUAAUGAAGGACGCACAAUAAGAUAACAAAUCUCUUACCUAAGGUAGGGCAUUCCUUUCACGCGUCAUGGUUUUAUUAUAAACACGGACUAUGAACUUACAGUGUAUUAAUUUGGCUGGCGUGAUUAGAGACGGCACGGUUUUAAAUGUGUGUAAGUGUUGAUAUUAACGAUGAUGUAACAGUAUCAGCAUAUCCCGGUUAAAUGAAGGAAAGUUUUCUACAGCAGUUAUAGAACUCUUCUACAUGAGUUGUACUCUCUGGAAACUUAUAUUUCGUUACCUGUAGAAAUACACGUGUAUAUGUAUUAGAAUAUGAGACCAUAGAUUAUAUAAAUAAUAUGUACAUAAACAUAUUUCACUUGCUUUAGCAGGCACAUAGUUUUGUUUUUCAAAGGUUGGAGCAGCCAGAAAACAAAAAACACCACCCCAAAGAAAAAUAUAUAAAAAGUGUCGCGAAUGUAACAAAUGUGGUAUCCAAGAGCUCCGAUCACUCUUCGUUAUCUUCACCUUUCCUAACAGAAAUGUCGCAAUACACAUAAAGUAAAUCUUUGCAAAAUACCGGUAAUUAUUUGAAUUAUUUCUUCUGAAAUUUUGAUCAUUCUAUUGCAUAUUAUAUUUGCAGUGCAUACAUAACGUUUUGUAAUUUCUUUGUUCAUGUGAAUACCGCACAAAUGUUGUCUUUGGAAUAACGAGGCCUUGCCUUUGCCGGAAAUAUAUGUGUGCAUUGUUUGGUUAUUUAUAAUAUUAUUUUAGAAAUUUACCAUUGUUUGGUUAUGUAUAAUAUUAUUUUAGAAAUUUAUCCACAUUGCCAUUCAAGUAAAAUGAAAGCAUGAUAAUUGGGUUCAUUUAAAGCAGAAUAUUACUAAGGAAUAUGUUUUUUCAAUCAUUUGAGAAUAUAACUUAGAAACAUUGAGAUGCCUGAAUUAAUUGUGACAGUGACGCGGAACAUUGAGAUGCCUGAAUUAAUUGUGACAGUGACGAGGAACAUGACAUGGUCAGCACUACAUGUAUCGCAGCAGGUUUUCCUACGUCACAACAUCUCCAUUUGUAUCAAUAUACUAAUCACAAAAAAAUGUGUGGAUGGAAUAAGAUUGAUCAGCAAAUAUUAUCUUGAAAAUUAUAUCUGUUUUAAUGGUUUUUUACUUCUUUUUUUUCCAAGAGAUAAAAUAAAUCAUUCUUUUUAAUUCCUAAAUGCUAUUUGGUGUGCGGGUAUUGACGCUUUAGAUGUUAUCAUUUCCUCAAUGUUUAGGAUGCAGGUCACUGUAAUUCCUUUUGAUUAUACAAUUUAAAAAAAUGUUGUUGAUAUUAAUUGAUUUGAUAUAUGUAAAUAAAAAAAGCAUCGUUCUUU